CUGAAUGCACCUACCUCUGUGCUGGAUCACUUUGAGCGAUCUCCGUCCUGCAAUCCGGCCAGUAGAGGCAGACGUGUAAGAGGCUGUCUUGCUUUGUGUGCUCCCCCUUUUCUGCCUGUGAUGGAUUCAGUGGACAACUUUACUCUGUCCAAUACGCCGUCACGUGACGAGGAUGCAAAAUCUCAGUCAGUCAUAUCACGCUCCAGAUCGCCAUCAACUAUGAGCGACAUUGAACCUGGUGAGACUACAGAUCACCCUCCUCGCUCAGUACAGACACCAACAUUUAGGUCUUCUUACCUGAGCUCGGGCUCCUCCACACCUAAGCCCAAAGCUCACCAAUUUGUUGUGAAGACCUUCAGCACGCCAACAAAAUGCAACCAAUGUACAUCACUGAUGGUGGGUCUGAUCCGACAGGGCUGCACCUGUGAAGUGUGCGGUUUUUCUUGCCAUGUAACUUGCGCAGAUAAAGCACCCUCAGUGUGCCCCAUUCCUCCUGAACAGACCAAGGGACCACUCGGCAUCGACCCUCAGAAAGGCAUCGGAACGGCGUAUGAAGGACACGUUCGAGUGCCCAAGCCAGCAGGAGUGAAGAAGGGAUGGCAGCGAGCCCUGGCAGUUGUCUGUGACUUCAAACUCUUCUUAUAUGAUAUUCCAGAGGGGAAAACCUCUCAGCCUUCUUGUGUGGUGAGCCAGGUCAUUGAUAUGAGAGAUGAGGAGUUUGUUGUCAGCUCUGUCCUGGCCUCUGAUGUCAUCCACGCCAAUCGCAAAGACAUUCCUUGCAUUUUCCGAGUAACAGCUUCUCAGCUCUCUACAUCCAGUAACAAGUGCUCCAUCUUACUCCUGGCGGAUAGUGAAAGCGACAAGAGUAAGUGGGUGGGGGUACUGAACGAGCUGCACCGCAUUCUGAGGAAGAACAAGUUAAAAGACCGAUCGGUCUACAUGCCUAAAGAAGCCUACGAUAGCACACUGCCACUCAUCAAGAACACCCAGUCUGCUGCCAUCCUCGAUCAUGAAAGAAUAGCACUUGGAAAUGAAGAAGGGUUAUUUGUUGUUCAUGUCACCAAAGAUGAGAUUAUCAGAGUCGGGGACAACAAGAAAGUUCAUCAGGUGGAGCUGAUUCCACAAGAGCAGCUCAUUGCCGUAAUUUCUGGAAGAAAUCGUCAUGUCCGCCUCUACCCCAUGGCCUCCUUGGAUGGCAGAGAGACUGAGUUCUUCAAGCUGGCUGAAACAAAGGGCUGCCAGGGCAUUGCAUCUGGUCAGGUGCGGCAUGGCGCCCUCACCUGCCUGUGUGUGUCUAUGAAGAGGCAGGUACUCUGCUAUGAACUUAACCAAAGCAAGACCCGCCACAAAAAGAUCAAGGAGAUCCAGGUCCCGGGCAACGUCCAGUGGAUGGCCAUAUUUAAUGAGCGUCUGUGCGUGGGUUAUCAGUCAGGCUUUAUCAGGUACCCGCUGCAUGCAGAGGGAAGUCCUUCCAGCCUCCUUCACAAUGAUGACCACACGUUGUCCUUCAUUAUGCAGCAACCCACGGAUGCCAUAUGUGCGGUGGAGAUCUCAAAUAAAGAAUACCUGCUGUGUUUUAGCAGCGUUGGGAUUUAUAUUGAUUGCCAGGGUCGGAGGUCACGGCAACAGGAGCUGAUGUGGCCGGCGGUUCCUAUAUCUUGCUGCUACAAUGCCCCGUACCUCUCUGUUUACAGUGAAAACGCAGUUGACAUUUAUGACAUCAAUUCCAUGGAGUGGAUUCAGACCGUUCCAUUGAAAAAGGUGCGUCCAUUGAACACAGAUGGCUCUCUCAAUCUUCUAGGAUUGGAAACUGUACGGCUAAUCUAUUUCAAAAAUAAAAUGGCUGAAGGGGAUGAGCUGGUAGUUCCUGAGACGUCAGACAACAGCCGGAAGCAAAUGGUGAGGAACAUCAACAAUAAACGGAGGUACUCCUUCCGUGUCCCAGAGGAGGAGAGAAUGCAGCAGAGGAGGGAGAUGUUACGAGACCCAGAGAUGAGAAACAAACUGAUUUCCAACCCCACAAACUUCAACCACAUAGCACACAUGGGUCCCGGUGACGGCAUCCAGAUCCUGAAAGAUCUUCCUAUGCCGAGGUCCCCUUAUCCAUCCCCCCUCCGCCAUCACUCCAGCCUGAUCUCCACUCCGAGCAACUUUGAGCACGUCUAUCACAUGACUGUAAACUCUGCUGAAAACUUCCUGUCCUCCGAACCCGCACACCCUGCCUCUUCCUCCUACUCCUCCCCGUCUCUCAGUAGCACCCCUGCCAAUCACAGGAAUCCCCGGAGCCAGGACAGUCGGUCGAUGUUCAGUGGUUCUGUCAGUAUUCCGUCAAUCACCAAGUCGCGCGGCGAGCCCGGCCGGUCAAUGAGUGCCAGCAGUGGCCUCGCUGCAAGGUCCUCACAAAAUGGUAGUGCGCUACGGCGAGAAUUCUCGGGAGGGAGUUACGGAGUGAAACGGCAGCCUAUGACGUCGCCGUCUGAUGGGUCUCUAUCUUCUGGAGGACUUGACCAAGGAAGUGACGCCCCAGCUCGGGAAUAUGAAAGAGAGGACUCGGACUCGCCAAGACAUUCGACGGCCUCCAACAGCUCCAACCUCAGCAGCCCACCGAGCCCAGUGUCCCCUCACAAAACCAAGAGCAGUUCCUUAGAAAGUUCGGACCAUGUCAGCUGGGACGCAUGA
Molecule: messenger RNA, 2679 nt
Organism: Staurois parvus
Lineage: Eukaryota; Metazoa; Chordata; Amphibia; Anura; Ranidae
Source: the annotation of a GenBank genome assembly